This is a messenger RNA of Striga hermonthica, 594 nucleotides long. The record is from the annotation of a GenBank genome assembly. NCBI's taxonomy places the organism in Eukaryota, Viridiplantae, Streptophyta, Magnoliopsida, Lamiales, Orobanchaceae.
AUGGGGAAAAACCAAGCCUACAAGGCGAUGCAGAGAGCGCGGCUCGGCUCGAGCUCCGCCGCGCCGGAAGAGGUUGAGGAUGGCAUGGUGGAUGGUUCAUUUCAUUCUCCAGAAUGGCAUGCUGCUCGCUUGGCAAGUCUCAAAACUUCUCAUACAGUCACGUGGGAGGAGUUCAAGAAGAAGCAAAAGGAAGAAGAAAUGAGAAAGGGAGAGUUGGAAGCAGAUAAAGACAGGAUGAUGAGAGAGUAUAGGGCUCAGCUAGAUGCUGAAAGGGCACGAAAACUUGCACAUGGGAAAAAUCACUCCAGCAGUAAAUCCAGCCGCAGAAAGGAUAAGGACAAAGAUGCAAAGAAACAUAGUAGCAAGAAGCGAAAGCGUUCAAGGCGAUCAUCAGAUUCUAGUUCAAGCUCUUCGUCAGAAACAUCGAGCAGUGAUACUGAUGAUGAGAGAGAUUCAAAACGGUCAAAAUCAAGGUCAAAGAGAAGUAAGAAAGGUAAGAAGCACCGCUCGAGAUCAAAGCACUUGAACAGUGAAGAUGAAGAGACGGAUGGACCUUUACCGCUUUCUAGAUUCUUUGGGAGCAUAAAACGAUGA